AUGAACGCAGACUGGAGAUCCCCUGUUCAGCCUGAUCAUCUUGAGUCAGAUGUGAAGCAAGACACAAAUUAUCCGCAAUUCCUCAAAGAGCAAGAUGCUAUGGACAACAUGUUAUGGGGGGAUGUAGCCAUCUCUCCAACCAACCCGUGGUCCGACUCUCAGGAUAUUACUUAUUUUGAGAGAGGCUCGAUCAUGGACUUGGGAUGUGUGUGCAACUACUUCCCGCCCCUCUACUGCGCACGGCACGGCAUAGAUUUUGAUACGUUCAAAGACAACGACAUGCCACUACCAUCAUUCGAUCCGGGACAGACAAUCACACAUUCCGACGAUGUUCUAGAAUCAGUGGAAGCCGCGCCAGGACAUCUUGAGCUUACUGAGGAAAGCCUUACUGGUCAAUCUCUAUUCCAGAGCUUUCAGAACCCUUUUGAGAUGGGUCAAGAUGAUCCUGGUAUAUCCACCAACGACCGAGACAUUCCAACACCAAAGUACCUGGACGCUCAUCUCUCCCCGAGACCUCCUCGUCAAAAUCGGUCGGGACGUUCGAAGAUUCCACCAAGAGACAAGCGCAUCCUAAAGGCACACUUCGCAAGGAACCCCUAUCCUACAGACAGUGAAUUGGACGAGCUGCACAAACGCACGAGCCUGGCCAUAAAAUGUAUCAAGACAUGGUUCAAUAACUUCAGACAUCGAACAGCUCCUCAUCGCUCUCUGAUAAUUCGGUCGCCGCCGGAAACACCUAAGCGUGACAUGUCAGAGACACCCUCGCAAGCGUCGACAUCUGUCUCAGCAGAGAGUCUAAGGAGGCUAGAUCGAGCGUCGCCGGCCCAGAGUACAAGUUCUCUCGAGCGAUAUCUUGCGACCCCUCUUAUAGAAGAAGCCAUACCUUCAGCUGCUAUCAAGCCACUAAUGGAGGCUUCCAUCAUGAGUAAGCACGAUGUUGUCCUGGAACGCAAGAGGAACAUGAGGCAAGGAAACCUGGAGCGACGAUUCAAUGCAGACGCGGAGCGACGAUUCAGGGCAGACGCGGAGCGACAGUUUAACGAGACCCUACAGCGAAAAGGUUUCAAGACGAAAGCUAUCAGAUCCACCUUGCGAAGGACCGGCGGGGCUGGUAGUGUAGCCGGGUCGGACAGCUCAAUGGAUUCUGGGAGCAGUGUGGGAAGCUGGACAAGUCAAAACUCUGCUGACUCCAGGGGUUCACGCAAAGGACGCAAGAGCUGGGUACAGGCGCCGAACCACAUUACCGCAGCCUCGCCAAGUUCCAAAGACCCUCCGCCCUUCGAAAUUCCCAUUGCAAUCUGA
Molecule: messenger RNA, 1302 nt
Organism: Alternaria conjuncta
Lineage: Eukaryota; Fungi; Ascomycota; Dothideomycetes; Pleosporales; Pleosporaceae
Exons: 3
Coding region: 1-1302 (433 amino acids)
Biological process (GO): regulation of DNA-templated transcription
Molecular function (GO): DNA binding
Source: RefSeq, a predicted model, not a curated record